This is a messenger RNA of Symbiodinium pilosum, 536 nucleotides long. Lineage: Eukaryota; Dinophyceae; Suessiales; Symbiodiniaceae. The record is from the annotation of a GenBank genome assembly.
GAAACUUCAUCUUCGAGCUCCGCGCUCGAGGGCCAAAAGCCCAGCAAAAGGUGGAUAAGUUCAUAGAUGCGGCCUUUGACUACUACAAGCAGAAAAAGGGGGAGGAGAUCGACAAAAGCCGAUACCUCUACCAGCCUGUCAUCACGUCGCCGAAGGUUUCUGAAGAGGCUGGAUCUGACGAUGAAAGUGAUAUGGCGCGGAAAUACAAGAGAUAUCUUUUGUCUGACUCGAAGAGCUUUGACACGCUCUUCUUUCCGGAAAAGAAGCAGCUUCUCAAGCUCGUCGAUGACUUUCGUCACGGCCGAGGCAAGUUUGCUAUUCCUGGGUUUCCAAACAAGCUGGGCAUUCUCCUCGAUGGCCCACCUGGCACCGGAAAGACGAGUCUCAUCAAGGCUCUUGCCAUCUACCUGCAGAGGCACAUCGUUUCAGUCUCCCUGGAGAAGGUUAAGACGAAUCAGGAGCUGAUGGACAUGAUGUUCGACCUUUCCUACUCUGUCAAGGGUGAAGACGAGCCUUUCAAGAUGAAAUUUGAUGAG